AUGGCCAGGCUAAGUAAGGUCGUUGACUUGCUGGAGCAGCUCGCCCAUGCUGGCCUUCCUACGCUCAUCAACGCCUUUUACAGAUCAGGUGACUUUACCAAGCACCACGGCACCUUCCAUGGUGAUCCAUCGACAGCCAGCUUUCCGCGAGUAGGGAACUGGAACUUAGCGCUGACGGGUUCCCUCCUGUGUCCACCAUUACGCGCAAUCUACAAGGACGUCUCCAACUUCGGUUCCUUUAUGGAAGCGUUCACGGUGUGCAACGCAAAGAAGCAACCACGCCCCCCGUGGUACCAACACUACCAGCUUCUCGUGACCCUGAUCGCAGCGAUGACUGACACAUGCACCCCGGACACGUACGAUGCGCUCAAGGUGAACUCCAACCCUGCGGAAUUUAUCCAUGUCUUCCGGACCCAUGAACGGACAACCCCGGCAAAAGGUGAAGCGGGCACCGGCUUGAGUCACCUCCUACAUGCUGAUCCUACGGAAGACGCCCCGCUAUCAGUCCUACCGCUCCAGACUGUGGGCACACAGGAAGCCAGCACCAUCGACCACGAGACGGAGAGCUCCUCUGAUGAUGUGAAGGUGGUCGCACUUAGGGAGCCUGCCCCGUGCACGGAGGCCCCUCGUCCCUCUCAGGCACCUACGGACCACAAACUCAUCGGUGGUCAUCAGGUGCGACAGCCGCCACAACCGCCAUCAAAAUCGACUACAGAGGAGACAGGGACCAAGCACUGGAUGCGUGCAAACGGCACCCCAGCUCGUGUGCGCGGGGAACGAGCCAAGGAGAUUUCCAAAGCCCUCACGCAGAUCCUUCGACAUGCGGCGCCCAGAAUUGGACUGCAUAUCCAAGAUGACGGCUACGUCGCUAUGGGAGACCUAUUGCAGGCCCCACGCAUCUGGAACCAAUGGAUCACAGAGGCGGAGAUCGUCGACGUAAUCCACUACAACCAGAAGAAUAGGUUCGAGAUCUCCCACCGCGACGGCGCCUACCUAGUACGUGCCCGACAAGGCCACUCCAUUGACCACAUCCAGAACGAGCUGAUCCUCACUCGCCUCACAGUCGAUGACACCCCUGAAUUCGUUGCCCACGGGACAUACUACGACUUCUACGAGAGCAUUGUACGUUACGGACUGAUGGCCGGAGGCAGGCAAGGACAAUCCUUCCGCCGUCAUGUACAUUUGGUUGAGCAGCUCCCAGGAUCGGAUGUCGUGUCGGGCAUGCGCAGCGACUGUGAUUUGGUGCUCUGGAUUAGCGCGCAAAGUGCUGCGGUCUCGGGCAUCACCUUCUACAGGUCGGCGAAUGAUGUCAUCCUCACGGAAGCCACCAUCGACCCGGCUUUCUUCCACAGUGUUCAGAUCAUGCAGAGCCUGGAGGUGUUGACCGCCGAUGGCGGUCCACCACACCCGCAACAGGUUGCACUGGCGAUUUCGCGCGCCUCCUCGCGCGACGCACAGCGCCACGGGCAAUACAUGAGGGUUGUGUGUGCUCAUGCCAUUGUGCCCCAUCGCUUGACAUCCCUGCAUGCCUCCAACACUCACGCACCUGUACCACUGCCACGCAGGACAGGCGGCUUGCCGCUGGGAAGCCGAGUCAGGAGACUCUGGAGAGACUGCCGCAUGCCCAAUAGACUACGCAAAAUCCGAAUUGGCUGCACAGUCAAAAAACGCAGGCGCAGACGCGCCAAAGGUCUCCGCCGCGGACCCAAGUGCACCACCUGCAUUCUCCGCAGCAUUGGCCGUGUGCUCGGGCAAGGUAUCCACUGUCUUCACUGUCUGUAUUCUGACUUUGAGGUGGUUUGGCAUAAUACAGGGAAUAAACCAGGGCUAAAUACCACUAAUAUGCUGUACAGCCAUGUGCAAAGGACCAGGGUGUGCAGGCAACUGCCCCCUCCUACUGGGAGCGAUGUAUCACACCGCCCCAAUGAGAACAAUCACUUCACCCCAAGCAGCCGGCCCGGUCCCAAGUCCGGGGUGGGGAGCUGUUUCACUGUCCUGAUCAUGAUGAUUCAAGCACAGCUCACCCACAGUGUGAGGGUUCCAGCUCUCUCCGCUGGAGCUGGGGAAGGCAACCCGUAUGCACAUUUAAGCUCUCGCCAUGUGCCGAAGCCAAGCGGGAUACAGGUCGUAUAUGGGAAGCAGGAUCCUACUCACGAUUGGAAUAGAUAUGUCAAGAGAUCUUUUAAGAGAGCAUGCCGUCAGGCCAUUACACAUGGACGCGCCACCUACAAAGGUCGCACACUCACUGUUCAAACCUCUCCCUCCGAGCAACCGCACACUGUUGUGCAACCCCCAGCGCCACUUAAAGGUAUACUGCCACAACGUCGGGGGCCUAGGUUCGGGGAUGUACGAGGAUUUGAUGGGGUUCCUGGAUCAAUCUCACUAUGA
Symbiodinium natans is the source of this 2388-nucleotide messenger RNA. Lineage: Eukaryota; Dinophyceae; Suessiales; Symbiodiniaceae. The record is from the annotation of a GenBank genome assembly.